AUAAUACUACGAUAAACAAAAAUUCUUGGAGGCCACGAUUCCUCAGCUCUUUUGAGAGAAAACAUUAAUUUAAAGCCAAUUUCCCGUGGAUCGAGUUUGUUUCCGUGCUAUUAUAUAUAGAUAAUCGAUCCUCCAUUAGCACCACACCAGUGACCAAUACAGACAAUGGCUAAUCCAGCAGCGUCGUGGUUGCAACUUCCGCGGGAGUUAACGGCAAACAUUCUGCAAAGGCUGAGUGUGGAGGAUAUUUUCCAGAGCGCACAGGUGUGUACUGCGUGGUGGAGGCUGUGGAAAGACCCUUCCAUGUGGCGCUAUGUGGACUUGUGGAAUCUAGAAGCUGAGCCGGCGGGUAAAGCACGGGACUGGGAUAAAAUUUGCAGAGAAGUAGUGAAUCGCAGUGAGGGGCAACUUAUUUCUAUCAAACUAGGCAACUUUGCUACUGAUGAUCUGCUCUUCUACAUUGCUCAGAGAGCAAAACAGCUGAGGCAUCUUGGUAUUAGGUCCUGCAGCCAUGUUUCUGAUGAAGGUUUUAGAAAAGCUGUUAAUGAGUUUCCAGUGUUGGAGGAGCUACAACUUGAAUACACUCCCAAUAUUUCUAAACAAGGAAUUGAAGCUGCUGGACAGUCUUGCCCUUUCCUCAACUCAUUUUCCUUUAUCAAGAAGGUAAGUGGAUUCCUAAACGGAUCAUCUGAUGAGGAGGCUGUUGCCAUUGCAGAAAACAUGCAUGGCUUGAAACACCUUACACUUGAUGGAAAUCGAAUGACAGAUAAAGGCGUGGAGGCCAUCCUUGAUGCUUGUCCUCUCCUUCAAUCUCUCAACUUAGACCACUGUAAUUAUAUUUGGCUCGGAGGGGAGUUGAGGGACAGAUGCUCUCAACAGAUUAAGGACCUGAGCCACCACAUUGACAAUCCUGGUGUUUAUUUAACCGAACUCUUUUGGGACUUUAAAUUAAGAGACCCUGGUGGCUUUGAUGAAAUGAUCCGUGGAUCCAAAGAUCGGCUUUACGGAUUAUUGUGAUCACUAUAUAUACUUCCAUUUCCUGUUCUUCACUCUCAAUUGUUUCCUGUUCUUCACUCUCAAUAUAUAUAUUCCAAUUCCAAUUUA
This is a messenger RNA of Ipomoea nil (Japanese morning glory), 1104 nucleotides long. Its product is annotated as putative F-box/LRR-repeat protein 23. The record is from RefSeq and is a predicted model, not a curated record. Gene Ontology annotation, molecular function: protein binding. The transcript is spliced from 2 exons. The coding region runs from base 166 to 1017 and encodes 283 amino acids. Lineage: Eukaryota; Viridiplantae; Streptophyta; Magnoliopsida; Solanales; Convolvulaceae.